Cygnus atratus (black swan) is the source of this 942-nucleotide messenger RNA. RefSeq names its product olfactory receptor 14C36-like. The transcript has a single exon. Gene Ontology annotation, biological process: G protein-coupled receptor signaling pathway. NCBI's taxonomy places the organism in Eukaryota, Metazoa, Chordata, Aves, Anseriformes, Anatidae. Gene Ontology annotation, cellular component: membrane. Bases 7 to 942 code for a protein of 311 amino acids. The record is from RefSeq and is a predicted model, not a curated record. Gene Ontology annotation, molecular function: olfactory receptor activity; G protein-coupled receptor activity.
GAUGAGAUGUCCAACAGCAGCUCCAUCACCGAGUUCCUCCUCCUGGCAUUCGCAGACACGCGGCAGCUGCAGCUCCUGCACUUCGCGCUCUUCCUGGGCAUCUACCUGGCUGCCCUCCUGGGCAAUGGCCUCAUCCUCACAGCCAUAGCCUGUGACCACCGCCUCCACACCCCCAUGUACUUCUUCCUCCUCGACCUCGCCCUCCUCGACCUGGGCUGCAUCUCCACCACUCUCCCCAAAGCCAUGGCCAAUGCCCUCUGGGACACCACGGCCAUCUCCUAUGCAGGAUGUGCUGCACAGGUCUUUUUCUUCUUCUUUUUGUUUUCAGCAGAGUAUUCUCUUCUUACCAUCAUGGCCUAUGACCGCUACGUUGCCAUCUGCAAGCCUCUGCACUACGGGAGCCUACUGGGCAGCAGAGCUUGUGCCCAGAUGGCAGCAGCUGCCUGGGGCAGUGGGGUUCUCUAUGCUCUGCUGCACACUGCUAAUACAUUUUCUGUGCCCCUCUGCCAAGGCAAUGCUAUUGACCAGUUCUUCUGUGAAGUUCCCCAGAUCCUCAAGCUCUCUUGCUCUGACUCCUACCUCAGGGAAAUUGGGCUUCUCACAUUUAGUGUUUUUGUGGUUUUGGGGUGUUUUGUUUACAUUGUGCUGUCCUAUGUGCAGAUCUUCAAGGCUGUGAUGAGGAUGCCCUCUGAGCAGGGCCGGCACAAAGCCUUUUCCACGUGCCUCCCUCACCUUUUUGUAGUCUCCCUGUUUAUCAGCACAGGCAUGUUUUCCUACCUGAAGCCCCCCUCUGUCUCCUCCCCAUCCCUGAACCUGGCAGUGGCAGUUCUAUACUCGGUGCUGCCUCAAGUAUUGAACCCCCUUAUCUACAGCAUGAGGAACCAGGAGCUCAAGGAUGCCAUUAGGAAAGUGAUGUCACGGAUGUUUUCCAGGAUGUGCUGA